AUGGGCGCUGCUCCCAAAUUGAUCAUUACUGAUCAGGAUUUGGGCAUGAAGGUGGCUGUUGAUAGUGUUCUAGUUGAUACAAGACAUCGAUGGUGCAUGUGGCACAUCAUGUUUAAGGUUGUUGAAAAAUUGCCCAAGAAUCAGCUCCACAAUGAGGAUUUAAAGAAGGACUUAAAUAAAUGUGUGUGGUCGGAGUUGAUAGAUCCUGAAGAAUUCGAAGAAACCUGGCACGAAAUUAUGGAAAAAUACGGCCUUACAAACAACGAGUGGUUUUCGACAAUGUUUGCCAAUCGGAAAUUCUGGGUUCCAGCCUACUUCAGGGAUUUUCCAAUGAGUUCAUUGAUUAAGACCACCUCUGUAUCCGAGUCUCAGAACAGUUUCUUCAAGAGGUACACUAAGUCUCGAUGUAAUCUAGUCGAGUUUCUUAUGCAUUACAACAAUGCGUUGGACGCCCAAAGGAGCAAUAGCAACAGGUUUGAAUAUCAUGACUCCAACACUACCCCAAUGUUGAAAACAAAUUUUGCACUUGAGAGGCAUGUGUCAACAAUCUACAGUGACGGUGGGUUUAAGGCAAUUCAGGAAGAGAUUGAGGAAGCAAUUGAUUGUUGCACCAUGGUAAAGACUUCAAACGAGGAUGACACUGAAAUAUAUGUGAUCAAUGACAAGUUCUCUAAGGACUGGUCCGUUUCUUAUUCCGUCUCUGGAGAUUCAUACGUAUGUGGGUGUAAACUAUUUCAAAGACUUGGACUCGUAUGCAGCCAUAUUUUUUGGGUCUUACGAAACAAAAAAUUGAAGCUGGUUCCUGAUCACUUACAUGGGGGACGUUGGUUGAAGUCUAAUUUUGUCAAGCCUGUUCAUUGUGGCUUUGUUGACGAUAUUGAAAAAGCUAUCAUCAUCGAUUCGGCAACACAAGAAUGGAGGGAUAUGCAUGGAGAUUAUUUUGAGGUUGCCCAGACUAUUAAGGGAAACGUUGACCAAAUUCGUGCAUUCAGACAAAUUAUUGCUGAAGGGAAGAAAGCGAUAAUCGCUGAAGGGAUUGUAUUGUCUAUUAGUGAUAAAAGGCAGAUGAUCGAGAAUUUCUAUGGGUCUCAAGCCCAUAGCGAAAUAGAUGUCCAUCCUCCCGACGUUGUCAAAACCAAGGGUUCAGGAAGACGGCCUCUUACACGCCUUGAGCAAGCUAUGAAGAUGAAGGCAAAGCCUGGUCGUAAAUGUGCCGAAUGCGGCGAGGUUGGUAAUCAUGAUGCAAGAAAUUGCAAAAAGAUUAAGGAGAAGCAGAAGAUAAAGUAA
Molecule: messenger RNA, 1287 nt
Organism: Salvia splendens (bonfire salvia)
Lineage: Eukaryota; Viridiplantae; Streptophyta; Magnoliopsida; Lamiales; Lamiaceae
Product: protein FAR1-RELATED SEQUENCE 5
Exons: 2
Coding region: 1-1287 (428 amino acids)
Molecular function (GO): zinc ion binding
Source: RefSeq, a predicted model, not a curated record